ACACGGAAGCGUUAGAAGCAUGCACAGUAAGUGAUCUAGACCAGCAAAUAGAGCCAUAAACGCUGUAUAUCCUUGUUUAUUUUUGUAAAAUGAUAUAUAUAUAUAUAUAAACUGCUAGUAUAAACACGUUCUCUAAGGAUCUUGUUAACGUCUUCCGAACUGAGCAAUGCCUCUAGUCCCUGCGAACCAGCCGCAGCUGAUCCGCUCGUGUCAGAAGGAUGAGUUCUACCAGAACAACCUGACAAACAACGCCAAUGAGCUCGUCCACACCUUUGCAGGUUCCAGACGUUGGCUACAGUGCAGAAAGGAAAUUGAAUUACUAUCUGAUCUGACCUACUAUGUUCUAACAACUUUAUCUGGAUAUCAGACCCUGGGUGAGGAGUAUGUCAGCAUCAUCCAGGUGGACCCCAGCGAGAGAAGAAUCCCCUCGCGAAUGCGCCGAACGGCACUUAUCUUCUUCCACACAUUUGUGCCUUAUCUUAUGGACAAGGUCUUGAUCUGUGUUGAGAAUGAGUUGGAAGCAGAAGCUCCUCAGAACUCGCAGCACCAGACGAGCAGAGCCUGGAACCCGUUAUCACAUGUGCGGUUCUGGAUUCAGAGAGCUGUGGGGAUCCUGACUGAGUCUCAGAGGAAGUCUUUGAUUCCGCUUGUGUUUGCCCUGCAGCAGGGAAUCACUCUUCUGUACAGGCUACAUGUGGCUGUCUUUUACAUCAGUGGAGCCUUUUACCACAUCGGUAAAAGAGCUGCAGGUGUUACUUAUCUAAGAGUGGGGAAUGUGUCUGGCGAUGACCCAAGGAUCAGUAACGGUUACCGUCUGCUAGGUGCGCUGUCCCUUCUACAGCUGGGCGUCACUCUGACACUGCAGUUUAACAACCUCAAGCAAAGACAGAGAGCACGGCAGGAGUGGAAACAGCACAGAAACCUUCUCCCCAGUCCUCAGGUCAGUGAGUCAUCGUCUCGCUCUUCACGCUGUAUCUUAUGUUUGGAGGAGCGCAGAAACACCACUUGUACUCCCUGUGGUCAUCUCUUCUGCUGGGAGUGCAUUACUGAGUGGUGCAAUACCAAGACCGAAUGCCCGCUUUGUCGAGAGAAAUUCCAGCCUCACAGAUUGGUUUAUCUGAGAAGCUACAAGUAGACGUUUGGUUGAUCAAGAUUAUGAAAUUUAACACACCUUGUGUUUUACUUUCCAUCAUUGUUUGUAAAACUUACUGUAAUUAGUGUUUAAAGAUCACAUGACUUGGAAAUUACAUUUUGUAUUUUGUAUGAAAUGGACAAUGAAUUCAAAUUUCUUCCUGAAAUUUGUCAAUUUAAUUUGAUUAUACAGAUUAUUUAACGGUAAUUGUAGCAUUUCUCAAAUAAAAUAAGAUAUUUUUACUAAA
This is a messenger RNA of Rhinichthys klamathensis goyatoka, 1379 nucleotides long. RefSeq names its product peroxisomal biogenesis factor 10 (gene pex10). The record is from RefSeq and is a predicted model, not a curated record. Gene Ontology annotation, biological process: protein import into peroxisome matrix. NCBI's taxonomy places the organism in Eukaryota, Metazoa, Chordata, Actinopteri, Cypriniformes, Leuciscidae. The transcript is spliced from 6 exons. Gene Ontology annotation, cellular component: peroxisomal membrane. Gene Ontology annotation, molecular function: zinc ion binding. The coding region runs from base 167 to 1135 and encodes 322 amino acids.